Canis lupus familiaris (dog) is the source of this 945-nucleotide messenger RNA. RefSeq names its product olfactory receptor 10H3. The transcript has a single exon. Gene Ontology annotation, molecular function: olfactory receptor activity; G protein-coupled receptor activity. Lineage: Eukaryota; Metazoa; Chordata; Mammalia; Carnivora; Canidae. The coding region runs from base 16 to 945 and encodes 309 amino acids. Gene Ontology annotation, cellular component: membrane. The record is from RefSeq and is a predicted model, not a curated record. Gene Ontology annotation, biological process: G protein-coupled receptor signaling pathway.
GGUCAGAACUAUAGCAUGGUGUCUGAAUUCAUCCUCGUGGGCUUCUCCACCUUCCCACAGCAUCUCCUGCCUGCCUUCUUUCUGUUCUACUUGCUGAUGUACCUGUUCACGCUGCUGGGGAACCUGCUCAUCAUGGCUACUGUCUGGAGUGAGCGCAGCCUGCACACGCCCAUGUACCUCUUCCUGUGUGCCCUGUCCAUCUCUGAGAUUCUGUUCACUGUUACCCUCACCCCCCGCAUGCUGGUUGACAUGCUCUCCAGCCACCGCUCCAUCACCUUUGUGGCCUGUGCCACCCAGAUGUUCUUCUCCUUCACGUUUGGCUUCACCCAUUCCUUCUUGCUCAUGAUCAUGGGCUAUGACCGCUACGUGGCCAUCUGCCACCCCCUGCGCUACAACGUGCUCAUGAGCCCCCGUGGAUGUGCCCACCUCGUGUCCUGGACCUGGGCUGGUGGCUCAGUCAUGGGGAUGAUGGUGACCCUGAUAGUUUUUCAUCUCACCUUCUGUGGGUCUAACGUGAUCCACCAUUUUGCUUGCCAUGUGCUUUCCCUCCUACAGUUGGCCUGUGGGAAGGAGACAUUCUCUGUCACCUUGGGAGUGAUUCUGGUGUGUGUCUCAGCUCUGAUGGGCUGCUUAUCCCUCAUCGUCCUCUCUUAUGUCUUCAUCGUGGCUGCCAUCUUGAGGAUCCCGUCUGCUGAGGGCAGACACAAGACCUUCUCCACCUGUGUGUCCCACCUCACUGUGGUCAUUGUGCACUAUGGUUUUGCCUCCAUUAUCUACCUCAAGCCCAAGGGCCCCCAUUCUACGGACAGUAACACUCUAAUGGCCACCACCUAUAUAGUCUUCACCCCGUUUCUCAGCCCAAUCAUUUUCAGCCUCAGGAAUAAGGAGCUCAAGAAUGCCAUAAAGAAAAGCUUCCAGAGAAAAUUCAGUCCCCUUAGCUCCUGA